AUGACCUCCCAUUGUACUGUCUGCAACCGAUCUUUUGCUAAUGUGGAGGCUUUACAACAACACCUACGCGACUCUCUAGUUCAUAAGCUAUCCUUUGAAUGCAAAAUCUGCAACCGAUCUUUCGGCACCGAGGAAGCUUUACAACAACACCUACGCGACUCUCCUGUUCACGCACCGUCGUUCGAAUGCGAAACCUGUAAUCGAUCUUUCGGUAGCGAGGAAGCUUUACAGCAACAUCUACGCGACUCUCCUGUUCAUCGACAAAACAUAGAAACCCCUUUAGACGCAUUUUUCCGCUCUUACCCAACGUUCGAUUAUGAUCCUACUCUCCCACCGAACGAAUCGUAUGCCAACUUGAAGAGACAUAUGGGCUGGCGCGAUGACCGAACCAAGUCAAUCAAUGGGUGGAAUAAAUACCAAGAGGCGCUAGAAAUGGAAAUGGAAAUGUGGUACGGUGCAGAAGACGACUUGACUGCGUGGCAUGUGCUUUGUCGCGCAAUUAAUAUCAAGCCACUUCCGAAUACGUGUGAAGAAUGCGAGCAGGCUACACGACGGACACAUGUGAACAUAAUUGAUCUGAUUGAACAUCGACGGAGCAACAAGGGAAGAGUCCAGACUUUCCGCAACGUGCAGGAGCUGCGAGCCUACACCCUGGAGACGCAAAGGGUAUAUCCCAAUAGAUUAGGCCCAAACAGCAGCGUUGUCUUAAGACACCUACUUCGGAACAUGUUUCGCGAGAAGUCGUGA
This is a messenger RNA of Colletotrichum graminicola M1.001, 747 nucleotides long. RefSeq lists its product as uncharacterized. Bases 1 to 747 code for a protein of 248 amino acids. The record is from RefSeq and is a predicted model, not a curated record. The transcript is spliced from 2 exons. NCBI's taxonomy places the organism in Eukaryota, Fungi, Ascomycota, Sordariomycetes, Glomerellales, Glomerellaceae.